GCGUCUGGCUUUCCCGAGGGAAAUGAGUGGUUUUCCAGGGGAAACGGGAAAAUUCAGGUGUUCCUGACGGAACGAUCUCCAGCUGUGGCGGAAGGGGAGAAGCCGAGGCGGCUCCUCCGGCUGGUGCAGGAGGGACGCCUGGAUCUCCUCCGGGAUGAGCUGCAUCCGGACAAUGCCAUGGACCUGGAAUUGCAGCCCUGGCGCUAUGGGCGCCUGGGGGACACGCUCCUGCACCACGCUGCCCGCUGCGGGCACUGGGAUGUCCUCACCUUCCUGGUGGAGGACCUGGGCAUGGAUAUUGAGGUGGUCAACGGCGACUACAAAAGACCCCUCCAUGAAGCAGCCUCCAUGGGCCAUGAGGAGUGCGUGUCCUUCCUUCUGGAGAGAGGAGCCAGCGUGGACUGCUUGAAGAAGGCAGACUGGACUCCCCUCAUGAUGGCUUGCACCAGGAAGAACCUGGAGGUGAUCAAAGCUCUCGUGGAGCACGGAGCCAACCCGCUGCUGAAGAAUAAGGAUGGCUGGAAUUGCUUCCACAUUGCGAGCCGGGAGGGCCAUCCCCAGGUCCUCAGGUACCUGCUGGAUGUGUCCCCAUGCAGCUGGGACACGGAGAGCACGAUAAAGAGAACACCUCUGCACACAGCAGCAAUGCACGGCUGUUCCGACGUUGUGGAGCUGCUCCUGGUGCGGUGCCACUACAAACCUGACAGCAGGGAUAAAUGUGGAGUCACUCCCUUUAUGGAUGCUGUCCAGAACGGGCACAUCAGCAUUGCCCGGCUGCUCCUGGAAAAACACCAGGCCUGUCCUACAGCCAUGGAUGCGCUAGGUGCUCAAGCUCUGCACAGGGCAGCAGUUACAGCACAGGAUGAAGCUAUCCAGUUUGUUGUCUCUGAGCUGGGUGUUGAUGUCAAUGAGAGAGCGACAGCCCUGCAGCUCACAGCACUGCACUAUGCAGCCAAGGAAGGACACGCACGCACCAUCCAGACACUGCUGUCCCUUGGUGCUGAUGUCCAUGCAAAGGAUGGGAAGAGCCGUACAGCUCUACAUGCAGCCUGUGCUGGGCAGCAGGCGGAUGCCGCACGGAUCCUGCUCCGCGCUGGGCUGCAGGACACCCCGGAUAGCACAGGCAUGCUGGCUCGGCAGCUCGCAAGGAAGCCAGAUGUCAUCCAGGUUUUCCAAGAUGCAGAUGUCAGCACAUGAGAUGUAAUGGGAAAGAGAAGCCUGUUUGAUCUCAGUGUGGGCUGAACUUCACCUCUUCCUGUGCAGCACCCAACACAUCCAAACAGCUAAGGCCCCAGCUCCAUGCAGGAUAACCAAGGAAUGUGCUCAAUGGGCUACUGUUAGAUGACUUCUGGGCACCUGCAUGGUUUGAAUCUCCUGGGAUGUCUCCUAAGCUAGAGUUUACUGGGAGGUAGGCAUACAAUGGACAUCCUGAGGGAGAAGAUGCACCUGAAGCAUUGAUUUUUAUAGCCCUUUAUAGACCUGCUCACCACUAAUCUCUUCAGUUGCUUUGCGUGGCCACCUCUUAUGAUAGCCCCUGAGCGAGGCUGAGCGUGAGCAAUGAGCCCUUGGUGACUCUUCGUCAGGUUUGAGCUGCAGAGGACAAGAGUAGGGAGCCUUCAAGCUUCAUCAGCCUAUUUCCUGUGGAUCCCAGAGGCAUCUGAAGUCAAUAGUAAGACCUCAACCUUACAAUGACAUCAUGGGUUUUUGGAUCAGAGUGGAAAA
This is a messenger RNA of Pezoporus flaviventris, 1722 nucleotides long. RefSeq names its product ankyrin repeat domain 16 (gene ANKRD16). The transcript is spliced from 9 exons. Bases 178 to 1197 code for a protein of 339 amino acids. The record is from RefSeq and is a predicted model, not a curated record. NCBI's taxonomy places the organism in Eukaryota, Metazoa, Chordata, Aves, Psittaciformes, Psittacidae. Gene Ontology annotation, molecular function: protein binding.